Hansenula ciferrii is the source of this 2829-nucleotide messenger RNA. It is a transcript of the gene CWH43, whose product is annotated as Cwh43p. NCBI's taxonomy places the organism in Eukaryota, Fungi, Ascomycota, Saccharomycetes, Phaffomycetales, Wickerhamomycetaceae. Bases 1 to 2829 code for a protein of 942 amino acids. The transcript has a single exon. Gene Ontology annotation, biological process: GPI anchor biosynthetic process; fungal-type cell wall organization. Gene Ontology annotation, cellular component: endoplasmic reticulum. The record is from RefSeq and is a predicted model, not a curated record.
AUGUCAUUACAACCCAAUGAAUCAAAUUCAUCAAUCAUUAAAAUAAAUGCUAAAUACAUUUCAUACGCUCAUACAAUAUGUGCCUCAUCUGCAUUCUUAGCCGCAUUAAUAGUUGGUGUUUGGUUACAUUAUUACAAGAUUGUUGAAAAUGGUUAUUAUGGUUAUCCAGAUGAAUGGUUUCCAAGUGUUAGUGCAACUAUUGGUGAUAGAUAUCCAGAACGUUCAAUUUUUCAAAUUUUAAUCGCAUUGACUUCAGGUCCAAGAUUUUUAUUAUUAUUAAUUUCAUAUAUUAGAUUAUAUGACUCCAGGAGACCAAAUUUCGGGGUUUUUGGUGUGGUUUGUGGUAUUAUAAGAACUGUUACUUGUGGUGGUUGGGUUUAUAUAACUUCAACUGAUGAUCAUGAUGCUCAUGAUGUUUUUAUGAUUAGUUAUAUUGUAUUAACUAUUCCAUGGGAAUAUUAUGUUAUUAGUUCAACUCCAUCAAGAACUAAUUUGAAAAAAUUUAGAUUAUAUACAAGUUUAACAUUUUUUACUACAUUGAUUCCAUUAAUUUAUUUUUUCAUUCAACAUAAAGUUCAUAGAGUUGCUGGUGCUUAUAGUAUUUAUGCAUAUUUUGAAUGGGCUUUGAUUAUCUUGGAUGUUUUAUUUGAUUCUUGGACUGCAUUAGAUUUUAAAGAUUUAACAAUUUCAUUAAGUUCAACAAAACCAUUACAAUUUUCCAUUGAUCAAACAGAGGCACCAAUAAUCUCCAAGGAAGAAAUAAAUUUAAAACCAAAAUCAAAAGAUGAUGUUCCUUUUUUAGAAUUAUUAAUUAAUUCAAUAAAUUCAUUUAUUUUUUGGUCAGUUAUAACUUCAUUAUUAUUAACAAUUUGGUUUUUCCCAUUAUGGAAUAUGGGAAUUUCAGGGUUUGAAUUAACAAUAUUAUCAUUUUUAUUAUCAUUUAUUUUAAUUAUCCCACCAAUUAAACAAAUUUUAAAUUCAUUCCCACAAAUUUCAAGAUUAAUUACUGUGAUUUUAGGUGUUGGAGCUUAUAAAAUUGAAGAUCCAGAUUCAAGAUUAAUUUCCGUGGCUAUUGCUUCAUCAUUUGCAAGUAUCUCUUUAGCAAAUGAAGUUUAUCAUUAUGGUCAAUCUAAUUCAAAUAUAAGAUCAAAAUAUUAUUAUACAACUUUUUCAAUUGGAUUAAUUUUAUCAUCAUUAGUUAAAUUUGCUAAUCAAACAAAUAAUCCAAUUUGGCCAAUUAUGAAUGAAUCAAAUGGUGGUUGGAACAAGACAGGUUUAGUUAUUGGUAUUUUAGCAGCUUUAUUAACACCAAGGGUUAAACCAACAUCAAUUUCAAUCAAUGUUGAACAAAAACCUGCCAAAACCUCAUUAUUCUUUACAGGAUUAGGACUUGGUGGAUUAAUUUUUUCAUUACAUGCAAUGUUGACAGAUUCUUCAACUAUAAUUAUUUGGAAUUGGGAAGGUUAUCCAAUCCAGGGACCAAUUCCUGUACCACAUGGUGCUAUAACUUUAAUUUUUAUGAUUAUUGGUUCAUAUUUAGGUCUUUCUCAAUCAAUCUCAACUAAAUUAUUAUCAGGAUUAGGUAUAAUUUCAUCAAUUAUACUUUAUUUAGGUACUGAAUGGAUUGGAUAUAUUGGUGGAUUAGGAUAUAUUUUAUUUUUAAUGAUUUCAAUACCAAUAAUCUUGGGUAAUGCAUCAAAAUUCCAACCUGGUGUUAUUUUCACCUUGGGAUUCCUUGUUCAUAUUAUAUUGAUGUUGGCACAUGUUUGGAUUGUUGCAUAUGCAUUUGUUCCAGGUGGAUGGAUUUUAAGAGAACGUACAGAUAUUAUAUUGGGUAGUUCAACUGGAUUAAUUGUAUUGGGAUUGUUGACAACAAAUAUAUCAAGUUUUAAAAAGGGUAUUAACAAUGCGUUAUACAAAGUUAAAAGAAUUUUAAUAAUUUUAUCAAUUUUAUCAGUCUUGAUUGCAUAUUUAAGAUUCCCUAAACAAGAUCCAAAACCAUAUCAUCCAAAUUCUAAAUUAAUUACAGCAGGUAUUUGGACAAUUCAUUUUGGAUUAGAUAAUGAUAUGUGGGCAAGUGAAGGACGUAUGUCCUCUUUAAUCCAAGAUUUAGAAUUAGAUGUUGUUGGAUUAUUAGAAAGUGAUACCCAAAGAAUUAUAAUGGGUAAUAGAGAUUUAACACAAAAAUUAGGUGAAGAUUUAAAUAUGUAUUAUGAUUUUGGACCAGGACCAAAUAAACAUACAUGGGGAUGUGCAUUAUUAUCCAAGUUCCCAAUUUUAAAUUCAACACAUCAUUUAUUACCUUCACCAGUGGGAGAAUUAGCUCCAGCAAUUCAUGCAACUUUAGAUGUUUAUGGAGAGAAAGUUGAUGUUGUUGUAUUCCAUUCAGGUCAAGAAGAAGAUGAAGAAGAUCGUUAUUUACAAAGUUUAGGAAUUAGAGAUAUAAUGGGAUCAAGUGAUCGUCCUUUGAUAUUGUUGAGUUAUUUAGUUACUACACCAAAAGAAGGAAAUUAUAAUUUAUAUGUUAGUAAAGAAAGUGGGAUGUAUGAUAUUGAUUCCAGUGAUUGGGAUAGAUGGUGUGAAUAUAUUUUAUAUAAAGAUUUGAAAAGAACUGGAUAUGCAAGAAUUUCAAGGGGGACAAUAACAGAUACAGAAUUACAAGUUGGUAAAUUUCAAUUACUCAAUAAGGGGGAUGAUGUUAAUUAUUUAAAUGAACGUAUAAAUGAAGUUGAAGUUGAUGAAGAUUUAAGAUUUCCAAAUAUUUUUUAUGGAGAUGGAGUUAGAGAUCAUAGAUUCCAUGUAUUUGAUGAACCAAGAUAUUUUCAGUAA